Molecule: messenger RNA, 4247 nt
Organism: Cyanistes caeruleus (blue tit)
Lineage: Eukaryota; Metazoa; Chordata; Aves; Passeriformes; Paridae
Source: RefSeq, a predicted model, not a curated record
AUGGGAGUUGCAGCAGUCGCUGAAGUAGCUCUGAUCCUAGCUAAGCCGCAUUUCCUUAAACUUGGUGUUCAUCCGUACCCGAGAUCUGAAAUUGAGCUUUACACCGCACUCUGCUGCCUCGGGAGCCAGCGCUCAGAAGACAUUCAUCCUUCCUCCUAUUUUUCUUUUAAUGUUUUUGUACCAGUUAGCCUUUUACCUUCUAUUCGUAAUCACUUAAACAGUGCUUAUAUGAAUCCCAUAGCUAUGGCCAGGGCACGAGGUCCUGCCCCAAAUUCAGGACCAACAAUACAAGACUACUUGAACAGGCCAAGACCAACAUGGGAAGAAGUGAAAGAGCAACUAGAAAAGAAAAAGAAAGGAUCCAGGGCUUUGGCUGAAUUUGAAGAAAAGAUGAAUGAGAAUUGGAGGAAAGAACUGGAAAAACACAGGGAGAAAUUACUGGGUGGAAAUGAGAGUUCUUCCAAAAAGAAGGAGAAAAAGAAAAAGGAAAAGAAGAAAUCUAAUAGGUUGUCUUCAUCUUCCUCUUCUUCAUCAAGCUCUGAUUCUUCCAGCAGUUCAUCUGAUUCAGAAGAUGAGGAUAAAAAACAAGGGAAGAAAAGAAGGAAAAAGAAGUAUCGCUCCUCACGGAAAUCUUCAGCAAGCACAACUUCAGAAUCUGAGUCAGACAGCAAGGAUAGCACCAAAAAGAAGAGGUCAAAGGAGGACUGUGAAAAAGAGAAGGAAGGUAAAAAUCACCACAGGAAAAGGAAGAAAGCAGAUCGUGAUGGACCUUUAUCAUCAGAAUCUGUAUCUGAAUCGGAUCAGACAGAGGAGGUGCAAGCGAAAAAGAAGAAAAGCAAUGAGGAAAAAGAGAAAACAGCAAGUAUCCCUUUUACUGUAGUUUUAGGAUAUAAAUACUAUGUAAAGAAGAAUUUUUCACUCUUUUACCUAUCUGUGUGGUAUCAAGUAGGGGAGCAGUUUGCCACACAGACUUCAGGCCUGUUCCUUUAUUAGCAUUGUGUGUAAUUCAUUGGUAAGCCCUCUCUGCUGCCAUGGAAAGGGCUUUGGGACAUAAUUGCUGCAACAUCAAUGCCAUUACAACUCUUCUCCCAACCAAAUAAAAAGCUGCCAGCUACCUGUUACUUUUCUUAUAUUUUUUAUUUGUAUCUGUUGGUAAAAGUGAGAGGAAGGUUCAGCAGUGAUUUAUAUAGAAUGCAGAUUUACUACAUGUACCUGAGGUUCCUCAGUUAGGAGUAUAGUGGGUUUGGGAUCCUAAAUGCCCACUUGGGAUGUGUUUGUAUCUGUCUCCCCUGUCAGCAGCAGUGUUCCUUAUCAGUUGCCCUCUUGAGGUAGGGCAAAGGGAAGGUCAACAUUAGUUACAUAAAAAAGCAGGCAUAGGAGUAUUAGUGAUACUUAGUUCACAUUUUUCCAUGGAACUUGUUUGUUUUUUCAGACUCAUGAACAAUUUUCCAUAACAUUUCUAGUGAUUGCUUAUGGUCUUUUUCAUAAAAUAUUUGUAUGUAUAAGGAAUAUGUAUAAAACAAAGCUUUAAUACUGAUUGUUUCACGUAUGUAAUGCCACACCCAUUUGAGAAUUUCAGUUGAAAUUCUGCUUGCAAAAAGACAAGAUUGCAUCUCUUAGCUUCUGUAUUACAGUGAUCAGCAUACUACCUUCAGGGCUGAAUCCAGUAGGGUUAAUUUGAAUGUAUUUAUAUUUAGAGUUGAGAUCACAAUUGUUUUAUUUUAAACAAGGUACAAGUAAUAGUCUAACCACGUGCAGUUGAGCUAUUUAAUUUUACACAGUGAAUUUAAAUGCUUACUUUAAAAUCUGUAUGCAUCCUAGUUAUUCCCAAAUAUGUCACUGCUGGUCAAAGCACUUCCUUAUUACUUUCUCAGUAAUCUAGAAUGCUCUGAAAAUAAUUUAAAAUAUUAGGAAAUGUAAUAGUGACAGUGAUGAGAGGUAUCAAAUAGCCAUACCAUGGUGGAGAUAAAUUGAAAUUGAAGACUGCUCAUAGUAGUGCAAAUUGCUUGGUAAAGUAUUUCUUUGUGUGAUUUCUCAAUAGGCUUCUGUAGAAACUGCUUUUGAAAUAUCUUUCAAAAGAUAUCCUUUCUGUGUCAUUUUGCAUUAGCAGAAUGUAAUACUACAAUACUUGUAAUUAUACAAGAACUUCCUUUUUUUUUUUUUAGGAUAAAACAAAAAAGAGAAAGAAGCACAAGAAACAUGGUAAAAAGAAGAAAAAGAAGACUGCUGGUUCAAAUUCAGAUUCAGAAUAAUAUUUUAAAACAACCUGAGACUAUCAACAGAAGUGCAAUGACUAAAGGAAACUUAAACUGUGAAAUGACAGCAAACUUUACCAAACUGCAUGAGUUUUCCUGUGUUUUAGAAAUAUUCCUAAUCUUUCAGUAGCCAGCCAGAUGCAGCUGUGCUAGGAAAGACCGUUGUUGUUGCCUGCUGCUUAAUACAUGAGGUACAACUUUUAUAAAAUUCCAGUAAGUGGUGUUAGAUGUUUGAGACAAUAUGAGAUGGUAGGCCAGCUGAGAUGUAAAAUAUUGGAAAAUGAGAGUUAAACUUUUUAGAUAGUAAAAAUAGUAUUUUGAAGCAUUAGUAAUAGUCUUUAUUUGUAAAUCACAACAAAUUAAAUCCCAAGUUUAUCCUGCAGGUUAAUAUUAUGCAUAAACUACUACAAGCUGGUGUCUGCUAAUGGAAAAUUAAUAACAUUUAAAAGGCUGCCUUUGUAGAAAUGUGUAUCAUUUGCCCCAUUACCGUCUCCAUGCUUAUGAGAAAGGGAAUGCUACCAUUUUGGCUACCUGAAUGGGGUGCCUUUGAUUCUUGCAAAUCUCUGCUCCUUUUAAUCCAUGCAUCUCUGCAUUCCUGGGAAGCUAGAGCUAUUGUCAGCAGGCUUUUCUGAAUGAGCAGUUUUGAGCUUCCAAGCAUGUGCUUCUGCAUUAAGCAAGAGCAAUGACAUUUUUCAGUAUAACUGACAGUCAAAACCUGAAGAUUUUACCUCUGCUUUUACAAAAUAGCGAUAGACCUUUGCUAGUAAAUAUGCAUAUUUCAUUUAAUGUAAUUUUGGUUUAAUUGAAAACUUCUUGCAAACACUGGUAGCUUUCUUUGCAUUAGCUUUAGAAUUGUUUUGCAUGAUUUGUACCAUUUUUAAAUUAACAAAAUGCAGGUAAUCAUUUGUUGUAACCAGUUCUAUGAGUUACAUUUCACAUGCAGAUUUUCAUGUAUGUAUUUAGUUAUAGUUAAGUUCAUUGCUGUGUUUAAGUGCACACUUGCUGAAGUUAUUUAGCAUGUAAAAAGCAGGGUUUUGAUACCUUAACAGCUUCAUAUUGAAGCUGAUUUUACUCUAAGCAAGUUCAGUGGCAGAUCUGUUAUGUGACAUGUCUUGUUAGAUAAAAAAACUACUGCCAGAAUCUCAUUAAAGAUACUGUUUAAACAGUUUGUAUUUAUAUUUUUGUACUUGAGGGCUACAGAAUGUUGACCUAAGUCAUAAAGCUGUUUUACUUUAGUUUAGUUGCUUUAUAUAACUGAAAAAAAAGCUUUUUUAAAUUAAAUGUGCCCACAAGAAACACGAGCAACCAUUUGAUUUUAGUUUACAUUAAAUUCUCACUUCUUCACAUCUUCCAUUGAAAUAUUGAUUGCUGGGCCUUCUGUUAGCCUUUAACAAAUGCCCAUCCAUCUCAAGGAGUCAAAUAUAGUUUGUAUUUUUGAUCCACCCCUUUUUUCCAUUGCACAGGUGCUAACUUAGAACUUACCUCUAUUGCAUAUGGAUGUUUCAAAUGUUGUGUUGCCAAGAAUUUCUGGACUUUUAAGACAUUGAUUCUUAGUCUGCAAACCAUAACUAAAAUCUGUGGGAGAAAGAUGAUUUCGUAUUGCCAUAUUGCCAUUGUACAGAGAAAUAGUCUUCAAGUUCUUGGGAAAAUACAACCAUUGAGUUGCAGCAAUGUGCAUCUAAACAACAGUAGUAUUUUCAUCAACUAUUUUAUACUGUUUGGCUUGAUGUUACCAGUUCCAGACACUCUUGUCAAUGAGGUUAAAAUAAAGUGAUAUGCAGUGAACAGAGGGGUUUGAUUUGGGGUUUGUGUUUAGUUUUGUUGGGGCUGGUUUUUUCUUUAAGUUGUAGUGUUGUAGUUUUGGUAAAAGAACCAUAAUGAACCAUAGCAUAAAUGCACUGUCCUGUGUGAUACCUUAUUUGACUUUUACACAACCACCUGCCACAGAAAGAAAUAAAAAUGGAAAUGAGACCCAGUCUUCCAAAUACCUAA